GAGCAGCAUGUCCUGACAUCCACAGGGGUCUCUCCCUGUCCCCAGCCUGUGAGCCAUGGCCUACCACAGCUUCCUGCUGGAGCCCAUCAGCUGCCAUGCCUGGAACAAGGACCGGACCCAGAUCGCCCUGUGCCCCAACAACCACGAGGUCCACAUCUACCGCAAGGAUGGAGCCAAGUGGAGCAAAGUCCAUGAGCUGAAGGAGCACAAUGGGCAGGUGACAGGCAUCGACUGGGCCCCUGAGAGCAACCGACUGGUGACGUGUGGGACCGACCGCAACGCCUACGUCUGGACCCUGAAGGGCAAUGUCUGGAAGCCAACCCUGGUCAUCCUGCGGAUCAACCGCGCUGCUCGCUGCGUCAAGUGGUCCCCCAAGGAGAACAAGUUUGCUGUGGGCAGCGGCUCCCGGCUCAUCUCCAUCUGCUACUUCGAGCAGGAGAAUGACUGGUGGGUUUGCAAGCACAUCAAGAAGCCAAUCCGCUCGACGGUGCUCAGCCUCGACUGGCACCCCAACAAUGUCCUGCUGGCCGCUGGCUCCUGCGACUUCAAGUGCCGGAUCUUCUCAGCAUACAUCAAGGAGGUGGAGGAGCGGCCCAGCCCCACACCAUGGGGCUCCAAGAUGCCCUUUGGGGAGCUGAUGUUCGAGUCGAGCAGCAGCUGUGGGUGGGUGCACAGCAUCUGCUUCUCGGCCAGCGGCACCCGCGUGGCCUGGGUGAGCCACGACAGCACCCUCUGCCUCGCCGACGCCGGCAGGAAGAUGGCUGUCACCUCCCUGUGCACUGAGACUCUGCCCCUCCUUGCUGUCACCUUCAUCACUGAGAACAGCCUGGUGGCUGCGGGCCAUGACUGCUGCCCGAUGCUGUUCACCUACGAGGAGAGCCAGGGCACCCUGACCUUUGGAGGGAAGCUGGAUGUCCCCAAGCAGAGCUCCCAGCGUGGCCUCACUGCCCGCGAGCGCUUCCAGAACCUGGACAAGAAAGCGAGUUCGGACACUGCCAGCGCCACGCUGGACACUCUGCACAAGAACAGCAUCAGCCAGAUCUCAGUGCUGGUGGGUGGGAAGGCCAACUGCUCCCAGUUCUGCACCACAGGGAUGGACGGCGGCAUGAGCAUCUGGGAUGUCAAGAGCCUGGAGUCAGCACUGAAGGAUCUCAAGAUCAAAUGAAGGAGCCAUCCAGGAAGGGCAUCCCAUCUGCCAGCUGUCCCUGCUCUGCCACCCUGCCUGUCCCCACCAGCCCCUUGCACGUCCCCCUGCCAGCCAGCCCCGGCGGCUGCUCUCACACAGAGA
Molecule: messenger RNA, 1288 nt
Organism: Acanthisitta chloris (rifleman)
Lineage: Eukaryota; Metazoa; Chordata; Aves; Passeriformes; Acanthisittidae
Product: actin-related protein 2/3 complex subunit 1B
Exons: 10
Coding region: 56-1165 (369 amino acids)
Biological process (GO): Arp2/3 complex-mediated actin nucleation
Cellular component (GO): Arp2/3 protein complex; actin cytoskeleton
Molecular function (GO): actin filament binding
Source: RefSeq, a predicted model, not a curated record